GCCACUUCUCCUGUACAGCUUCUUUUUUUAUGUGGCUAAACAUGAAAUUUACGAGGAGGGACGAAGACUUUGCGGCCGCUUCAAGGCUCCUAUUCCAGGAGAAAGGAUUAAACCCCGCAGAGAGCCUCACAACGGACCGGCAGCAGCCACUUUUAGGAUUGUAACGUUUUCCGCAGCCCGAUGAGUCGCUUCAGUUCCACAGGAAAGCAGAAAAAUAACAGAAACUGAUGUUUCAUUGAACUGAAGGGCCGGGGAAGUAAACAGAAAGAGUGUUUGGGUCUCAGCGACACUGACCAGCGCCUCUACAUCUUGGAGCACCUUGAGGACCUGCUGAGGCUGCAGGAAGGCCAGAACCAGGAGUUGAACCGCCUGCCACCAUAAGGCUUCUACCACCUUACACCCGACCACCUUCACCCACAACAACAGCAUCCACCCCAUCUUUAUGCUCACCCUCACCAAGCCCCGCCCAGGCCUCGUGGUGGGCCCGCAGCAGCAUCACAGUAUGAGCAGCUGUUGCCACUGAUGCCCCUGGGAGAGCGCAGUGAGAACAGCCACACAGCUGAGCAACAGCUAAGCAAAACAGACCAACUGAAGUCCGGCCAAGUGAACAGAUGUGGCAGCGUAGAUGAAAAAUGUUUCGGAAAAAAGCAUCUUCCUCCUUGAGAAUGAGAAGAAUAACAGAAAGCGCUAGAUGGAGCAUUGACCGUGGGCGGAGCUUGUCCUUCCAUGAGGUGCGUGGCCAACGGGAGGCAGAGAUGAGGGCCGCAGCUGAUGAGUCGUCCAACAGCAGCAACAGUGUAGGAGGUGGUGGCAGCACCGUCCUGCAGCGCCUCCUGCAGGAGCAGAUGAACCGGAAUUACGUGCUGCAACAGCAGCAGCAACAACAUCAACACCAGGGAGGAGGGGGAGGGGGAGGAGGUUAUCCAGGACAGGGACAGGUAGGCCCUUCUGAUGAUCACUCCAUGACCCCCCACAUUGCCCGUCAGGAACCCCAGGGACAGGAGCUGCAGACGGACAACGGCCUGGAGAAGCUGGGCUCCACCAGAGUUGGAGGAGGGGGUGGCAGCAGUGGAGGUGGGGGAGGUUUAUCGACUGGAGGAGGCAGCGGAGGUGGUGGGAGCAGCCAAGGGCAGUGCCUGAACCCAGAGGACCUCCCUACCUACGAAGAGGCCAAAGUGCAGUCACAAUAUUUCCGUGGUCAUGGGCCUCCUCCUCAGCCUCAGCAGCAGAACAACCAGCCCCAGCAGCCUUCUCUCCCUGCCUCGGUGGGUGCUGCCUUCUACGUCACUGGGAUGACCAGCGGCAAGGUGCGCACUGAGGGUCGCCCCACAGUGCAGCGAGUGAACGGCGCGGGGAAGGUGCACCAGGAUGAUGGGCUUAAGGAUCUGAAGCAAGGACACGUUCGGUCUCUCAGCGAACGACUAAUGCAGCUCUCCCUGGCCACAAGUGGUGUGAAGGCCCAUGCCCCUGUCAAUAGCGCCCCACUCUCCCCCCUGUUGCCCCCCCCAGGGCCGCCAGGCGACUACUACAAACCACAGCAUCGUGGCCCACCUCCAGACUAUCCCUUCAAAGGAAUGGGCUCACCUACUAAGCAGCAGGAGCCUGGAGGCCAUUUUUACCAGGAGCAGAGAGGGAGGGAGCACUCAAGGGAGGUGCCCCACGUUCGAUACCAGCCUCCACCUGAGUACGGCUCAUUCAGGUCUAGUAAAGAGGGAUCGGUCCAUUCCCAGAGGCCCCUUCACCAGCACAGUCCCACCUCCUCCGUCACCUCUGUGGGCUCCUUGUCCCGCACCCAGUCCUCCACUCUCAGCAGCAUGCUCAGUCCCUCCCACUCCUCACAUCCCUCCUUCCCUCACCAGCAACCACAUAACCAGGGAGAACCCUUUCCCAGCAUGGGGCCCCGCAAUACACAGGGUCCCGGUUCCCACCAAGCAAGCGAGCCCUUUACUCUGGGGCCCAUUCACCCGACACCACCAAGAGGUCACGGUUUCCCUCAUGACCCCUACGGCUCCACCCCACGGAUGCACCAUCAGCAGCAGCAGCAGCAGCAGCAGCAGCAGCAGCACCACCACCACCACCAUCAGUAUCAGCAGCAGCAGCAGCAGCAGCAGCAGUACCAAGGACCUCCACAUCCCCACCUCCAGCCGCCAGUCCAGGUCGGACAUUUCCCCCACCCGCACUCCUACUCCCACAUGCAGGGGGAGCCCUUUGCUAUGAUGGCGCGCGCACACCAGAUGGCAGAUGUGCUGGCAGAGGAGAACAGGAUGCUGAGACAGGAGAUGGAGGCCUGCCGCGAGAAGGUCACCAAGUUGCACAAGUUGGAAACAGAGAUCCAGCUGGUGUCAGAGGCCUAUGAAAACCUCGCCAAGUCCUCCUCCAAGAGGGAGGCCCUGGAGAAAACCAUGAGAAACAAGCUGGAGCUGGAGGUGCGCCGGCUGCAUGACUUCAACAGGGACCUCCGAGAGCGCAUGGAGACGGCCAAUAAGCAGCUUGCUGCUAAAGAGUGUGAUGGCUCAGAGGACAACCGCAAAACCAUCUCCCAACUGCUUGCACAGAACAAAGAGACGCUGCGUGAAAAGGAGAAGCUGGAGAUGGAGUUAAAUGCGUUGCGCUCUACCACAGAAGACCAGAGAAGACACAUUGAGAUCAGAGACCAGGCGCUCAACAACGCCCAGGCCAAAGUGGUCAAGCUGGAAGAGGAGCUGAAGAAGAAGCAGGUUUACGUGGAGAAGGUGGAGAGGAUGCAGCAGGCCCUGGCUCAGCUCCAGGCAGCCUGUGAGAAGAGAGAACAACUCGAGCAUCGACUCCGUACAAGACUGGAGAGAGAGCUGGAGUCGCUACGCAUGCAGCAGCGUCAAGGAUUCUCCCAAAGCAGUGGUGCAGUCCCAUCAGAGUACAACGCCACAGCACUGAUGGAGCAUCUGAGGGAGAAGGAAGAGCGGAUCCUGGCUCUGGAGGCCGACAUGACCAAGUGGGAGCAGAAGUACUUGGAGGAGAGCGUAAUGAGGCAGUUUGCCCUGGAUGCCGCCGCCUCUGUUGCCACUCAGAGGGAUACAUCUGUAGCAGUGAUCAGCCAUUCUCCCAGCAGCAGCUAUGACACAUCGGUUGAGGCUCGAAUCCAAAAGGAAGAAGAGGAGAUUCUCAUGGCCAAUCGGCGCUGUCUGGACAUGGAGAGCAGGUAAUGCACACUCGACAUACAUGCAGCCUCCCUGAGACCUGGAUAUGUUAAUAUAAAUGCAUGGAAACUAAUAACAGCCUGGUAAAUAUUCAUUUUUCUUGGGAACGUUAUCUCAUGAAGUUUCUCGACGAUGAUGAGUUUUUCUUUUCAGAGUGAUAUAGUGGAUACAGUUACUGGUUUAACAAAAGGAUCUUACUCUAGGUCUAUCUCAGUAAAGAUCCUUCCUGCGGUCCGUCCCAAUGUUGUCAGACACUGGUAAUAACAUUCUGAGUCUGUCAGUGGCAAAAGCACUUUAGUGGAUGUACUUUGACAGGACACAAUUGCCCUCAAGGAUUAUAUUACAGUCCUGUUUUGCUGCUGCCGGCUGCAGCGGACUGAAAGAUACCAAAGUUACCCUUUAACAAGUACAGAAACCAAUCAUAUGGCUAGCUACAUGGCUGUGUAAUGUAU
Micropterus dolomieu (smallmouth bass) is the source of this 3628-nucleotide messenger RNA. It is a transcript of the gene amot, whose product is annotated as angiomotin. The transcript has 12 exons. Gene Ontology annotation, biological process: regulation of cell migration; hippo signaling; actin cytoskeleton organization. Gene Ontology annotation, molecular function: signaling receptor activity. Gene Ontology annotation, cellular component: bicellular tight junction; plasma membrane; cytoplasmic vesicle. Lineage: Eukaryota; Metazoa; Chordata; Actinopteri; Centrarchiformes; Centrarchidae. The record is from RefSeq and is a predicted model, not a curated record. The coding region runs from base 633 to 3182 and encodes 849 amino acids.